Messenger RNA from Erigeron canadensis, 1206 nucleotides. RefSeq names its product dof zinc finger protein DOF5.7-like. Bases 85 to 1125 code for a protein of 346 amino acids. Gene Ontology annotation, molecular function: DNA-binding transcription factor activity; DNA binding. The transcript has a single exon. The record is from RefSeq and is a predicted model, not a curated record. Lineage: Eukaryota; Viridiplantae; Streptophyta; Magnoliopsida; Asterales; Asteraceae. Gene Ontology annotation, biological process: regulation of DNA-templated transcription.
UCUUCAAUAGGAAACUCAUUUUCUCUCUCUUAACUUAAAUUCUUAUUAGGGUUUCUUUUUUCUCUCAAUUAGUUCAUUUCCAUCAUGUCUUUAGACAUCACCACACAGGCAAAAGAACCUACAAAAGAUGAAUCCCAAAAUUCUACUGGUGGUGGUGCUAACGGCAACGGUGCUAGUGCUCGGAAAACGUCUACUCUUAAGCCACCAGAACAAAUCCUUAAAUGCCCUAGAUGUGAUUCACCAAACACAAAAUUUUGCUAUUAUAAUAACUAUAGCCUUACCCAACCUAGGCACUUUUGCAAGACAUGUAGAAGGUAUUGGACCAAAGGUGGUGCCUUAAGAAAUGUUCCAAUUGGCGGCGGUUGUAGGAAGAGCAAGAAGACACGAUCAAGUUCUUCUUCGAGGUUUAUGAAUGGUGAUUCGGCGUACAAAGACUCAUCUUUGAACAAUAUUGGUGGGCUUAGUUUGUUUAGUGGUCUUUCACCACCAGCCAUGGAUUUUCAACUCAAUGGGCUAAAUAAUUUUUCAUCUUCUUCUUCUACUUCAAUCAAUCACCCACCUUUCAUGAAUCUUGAUUCAUUAAGGUUCAAUUUCCCUUUGAACAAACAAAUUACUAAUCAUCAAUUGCAUGGAGGAUUAUCAAGCUUUCAAGAAAUUGGUGGUCCUAACAAUAAUAUUGCUUCCUCUAUAGAAUCUUUGAGUUCCAUCAACCAAGAUUUACAUUGGAAGCUCCAACAACACCGUCUUGCAACGCUGUAUGGGGGUCGUAGUACUAGUGUUGGAGCAGGAGGAGAAACCGAACAACAAAUUAAUCAACAAAACCACAUAGUUAUAGAACAACAACCUCAAGUUCAAAAGCUACAACCUAUUUUGUUUCAAAAUCUUGAUAUUCCAAAACCUCCCCAAACAACAAUGGAUGGUGAUUUGAGAAAAGAUAAUGGUGGUUUAGAGACUGAGUGGUUCUUCGACGGAAACUAUGCACAGGUGAAUGUAGAUCCAUCAACGACAAUAGCUCAAACCGGUGUCAACAAUGCCGGAAACUAUGAAAAUGAAAGCAUGGGCAAUUGGAAUAAUGGGAAUAUUCAAGGUUGGAAUCAAUUCAAUCAGUACACUGCACUUCCAUAGCUUAUGCUGCUGCAGGUUAAGUUGAAAUAAAUGGAUGAUCACAAAGUGCUCAAAAUCAAACAAAGUUAUUUAUGCUUUUUU